UACACGAGAAAAAGGCUCCAGAAAAACACCUUAAUUGCACUCUGUUUUCAAUUUGGACAUUCAAAACUGUAACAGUUAAACAUUCAUGACGAGCACAAUCAAAACGGCGUGCUACGUCGUUCCGCAAACUGGCAACUACGUGGUAUUCGGUGGAUCAUCACAUGAUGUGAACCAUAUUCGAACGCGGACCAUUUAGGAAAAUAAAUAUAAUACCAAACGCAAAUCGUGUAUGUCGUAUCGAGCCCAUUGAUAAGUUAACUCACCUGACAAUUCUUAGUGCUUUUACUUCUAUGCAGCGAUUAACAAAAGCACUAACAUUUUACUACUCUGCAGUAACCACACCGGAAAAAUACUACAUUUUAUCCUCCGAUGAGAUUUACGAAGUUCGCGACUCAAAUGCACCGUAUGUAACUGGAUUUUCGUUCCCCUUAGUCGAACCGGAGGAAGUCGAGAGACUCGAGAAUUCGGUCUCUCAAAACGAUCGCAUCCGCGAGGAAUAUGUAAACUUUUUGACUCGCAAGAAACCUGCUGGAAUGUCGAUAGUUCAAUUUCUUCCAAUGGUUUUCUCGGACGAAGCUCUGGAUGGAUAUAAUUACAACGGAUCUAAUGCGCUCGGAAAAUGCAAAUUGCCCAUGAAAGGGUAUGACAUAUUUUCGCACUGCUUUAUUGACAUUGAAUUUACCUGCGAUGAUUCUGUCACAUAGCUGAAGCGAGAUUUUUAUGUUUUGACCGGUCCUGGCCAAAAAUGAGACCCCCUCCCCACAAAAAGGGGAGAAUCAUGUGAAGACAAGCUGUU
Molecule: messenger RNA, 796 nt
Organism: Wyeomyia smithii (pitcher-plant mosquito)
Lineage: Eukaryota; Metazoa; Arthropoda; Insecta; Diptera; Culicidae
Exons: 3
Coding region: 291-704 (137 amino acids)
Source: RefSeq, a predicted model, not a curated record